GCUGCGGGCUUUUCACAAAGACUCCUCGGGAGAGCUCAGGGAGCCGCUGGAGCCGAAGUCAUGGAAGAAGUGUCAUCAUGCCCCCUCAGCACCACUCUGUUCCAGCAGGAAGACGUGAAAGGGAUCACCUACCGGAUCCCAGCCCUGCUCUACAUCCCUCCCACCCGAACCUUCCUGGCCUUUGCAGAGAAGCGGUCCACGUGCCGUGAUGAGGAUGCCCUCUACCUGGUGGUCAGGCGAGGGGUGAUGAAGGGGCGCUCUGUACAGUGGGGCCCCCUACAGCCACUGAUGGAAGCCGUAUUACCUGGGCAUCGGACCAUGAACCCCUGCCCUGUGUGGGAGCAAAAUACUGGCCGUGUGUACCUGUUUUUCAACUGUGUGUGGGACCAUGUUUCUGAGCGUUAUCAGAUUAUAUGGGGCAAGAAUGCCGCUCGUCUCUGCUUCGUUUGCAGUCAGGAUGCCGGGUGCUCAUGGGGUAAAGUGAAAGACUUGACUGAAGAGGUCAUUGGCUCAGAGGUGAAGCACUGGGCCACGUUUUCUGUGAGCCCAGGUCAUGGCAUCCAGCUGAAGUCAGGGAGGCUGAUCAUCCCCGCCUACGUCUACUAUUUCUCACACCGGUUUCUCUGUUUUCCAUGUUUAGUCAAGUCCCAUUCCUUGAUGAUCUACAGUGAUGACUUAGGAGUCACAUGGCACCGUGGCGAGCUCAUUGGGCCCCAUAAAACAGGGGAGUGCCAAGUGGCAGAGGUAACUGGGAGGGAUGGUAACCUUGUGCUCUACUGCAGUGCCCGGACACCAAGCAGAUUCCGAGCAGAGGCUUUUAGCUAUGAUUAUGGUAACUGCUUUCAGAAACCAACCCUGAACACACAGCUCUGUGAGCCUCCCCAUGGCUGCCAAGGCAGUGUAGUGAGCUUCCAGCCCUUGAACAUGCCAUCCAUAUGUCAAGAUCCAAGUGGUAAAGAUACUCCCCCUACUCAGACAUGCCCUCUGCUGGAAGAAGGAGGUGGAACAUCAUCAGGAGCAUGGCUCUUAUACUCACAUCCAACUAACAAGAAGCAUAGGAUUAACCUAGGCAUCUACUAUAACAGGAACCCCUUGGAGGGGACCUGCUGGUCCCACCCCUGGAUCCUGUGCUAUGGGCCCUGUGGCUACUCAGAUCUGGCUGUUGUGGAAGAGCAGAGGUUGGUGGCAUGUUUGUUUGAGUGUGGGAAGGAGCAGGCAUGUGAAGAGAUUGACUUCUGUCUGUUUUCAGACAAAGAAGUCCUGAGCUGUGAAGACUGUACCAGGCCUCGUAGGAACGAAAGCCAAAUCACGGCUGACGGGUGAGGAGCCA
Acomys russatus (golden spiny mouse) is the source of this 1330-nucleotide messenger RNA. It is a transcript of the gene Neu3, whose product is annotated as neuraminidase 3. Bases 61 to 1323 code for a protein of 420 amino acids. NCBI's taxonomy places the organism in Eukaryota, Metazoa, Chordata, Mammalia, Rodentia, Muridae. Gene Ontology annotation, biological process: ganglioside catabolic process; oligosaccharide catabolic process. Gene Ontology annotation, molecular function: exo-alpha-sialidase activity. The record is from RefSeq and is a predicted model, not a curated record. The transcript has 3 exons. Gene Ontology annotation, cellular component: lysosome; cytoplasm; membrane.